AUGUAUGUUACGGCCCGCCGAAGUCUAGUUGUUAUGAGGAUGCGGCUGAAGGUCUGGAUCGGAGGGGAUGAACAAGAUGCAGAAGGCAGUCAGUACUGUGGUAUUGGCGAUGCCCUUGAACAACCAAUCCACAGUCAUUAUGUAUUGAAUGAGUUGGCGCUCUCAGUUUGCUCCCUCCACAGGGGCGGGCUCGAGGCAGGCUACAAUGCGUCUUCAACUUCGCCACGCUUUGUGGGCGUCCACGGUCCGUCGUACCAAGUCGCUGAAGUAGACACUGACGGGGCGGCCAGACAGCUAUCUGCACCUCCCUGCCCUGCCGGGUCUCACCUCCUCACACUUCGUCCGAUCACAUCCUCCCUCCCCUCCACCAUUGAUUGCAAUUCCUUAUCGCCUACCACCUUUUUCUUGAUACCACGGACAAAUAGGCUCGAUAACUUCGUGCCUCUUCCAUAUCAAAACAUGGCACCCUAUGACUUCAUCGCACAGCAAGAUAUCCGAGAUGCCCGGUUGGCGUUCGCUCGCAGUCUCGUCGAAGCAAAGGACGACAUCGUGGCUUUCGUCGACGAGAGACUCGGCUGGAACAGAACAGCGAGGUACAACGGCUUCCUCAAGGGAUCGUUCAACAUCAGCCUGAUUGUGAAGCGUCAUGACAGCGAAGAGCACGUCGUCAUCCGCUUCCCCGUCCCAGGCAACAUACACAAGCCUUGGCGAGACGAAAAAGUCUAG
Colletotrichum higginsianum IMI 349063 is the source of this 726-nucleotide messenger RNA. Its product is annotated as phosphotransferase. Bases 1 to 726 code for a protein of 241 amino acids. The transcript has a single exon. Lineage: Eukaryota; Fungi; Ascomycota; Sordariomycetes; Glomerellales; Glomerellaceae. The record is from RefSeq and is a predicted model, not a curated record.